UAUUUGCAAGGUAAAUUAGGCAAGAGGAACAUCACAGGCAUAUCUUUCAACAACAUGUGAUGACUGUAAGGUGGAUGUGAGGCACUGUGGAGAGUGGCAAUGCAGAAAAUCACCUCGCUCAGGAUGCUACCAUGGGUUGUGAAGCAUCGCUGGAUGUUUGUAGCAAUCCUGCUCUGUGGGAUGUUCGUCAACAACAGCAGAUCUCAUUGCCCAGACACAAAUAACACCUGCACACACAAAAAUGUGCUGUUUGUCAGUACCACACGGAUGACAGACAAUCUUUUUCCAUCAAAGGCUGUCUAUAAAAAUGUCAAUGGGACUAAACUCUGCUUCAAUAUCCUGAACACAACACAGCAUGCAGACUGUUGUAACACAAUGGAGUUCGACUGCCAAUUUAACAUAAGUGAAGUCGGAAAUAAGAAAUACAAACUGAUUCUGAAUGAAACAUUUCUUUCCAAGCAAGAUAUUGUAGUGAUGACUUCCCCAGAUCAGAGAUACAACUGUUCUCCAUCGCAGCUCUACAACACAUCCUUAGGUUUCUUUGUCCAAGUUCACAAAUGCUUGAAUAAAGAUGUCGAGAAUUUUAGAUUGAGCCAAAACGACCUCUGUGGAAACACCUCAAGCUAUAAUGAUGAAGCUUGCACAGGUUUAGCAGAAACAGACUACUGUCUUGAAUUCUUUAAUAAAAAGAUGACAUGUGCGUCAUGUAAAGCACCUGGAAAAGCACCUCCUAUUUCUCUUACUUUGCCCUCAAUUGAAGGCAAUAAUGGCACCUCCAUCAGCCCAGAAAAUGCAGCAAAGGUCAUGAGUAAUCUCUCCGCCCUGCUGAACGACAUGGGCAAUUACAGUGCAGCAUCCAUCACAAUGGGCGAAAUUAAAGGGGUGAUCGCUAAACUCCCUCUUGAAAAUCAAACCGACUUCAGCUUUGGCAUUAAAACGACUGGUGAUAUGAAUAUUCUUGAGGGUAACACUGACGCGGCGACGGGCUUCUCUCGAUCGGUGGUAAUCCCUACAGAGGCCAUCGCCAUGGCAGUAAAAAAGGAAGGCUCAUUUGCUGCAGUUCUACUUUUUCCAGGAAUGCAUCAGGAUGACCCCGAAAGUCAUUUUUUCAACGAUGAGGUAGUGGGCAUUGAAAUGGGAACAGAAAUAUCACAUCUCUCAGAUACCAUAGACAUUCAUUUCAAGAGUGUGGAGAAGAAUGGAUCAAUUGCUUCUUGCAGGUCAUGGGAUGGAAAAGGAAAAGGAAACUGGAUCACAGAUGGCUGUGAGACAAAAGUGGUCAGCGACAGCAUCACAUGCCGGUGCUCUCACCUGACAUUUUUCGCAAUACUGUUGUCACCUGCACCUGGAAACAUAAGCACUUCAGAUUUGAAGUCUCUGACCUACAUCACGUCAGUCGGCUGCGGCCUGUCGAUGUUCUUCUUGGCAGUGGCUCUCUUCAUGUAUUGUCUUAUCAGAAAAGGGAAAGCAAGCCAAGCAACUAAGAUCCUGAUGAACCUCUUUGUUGCCAUGUUUAAUCUGAACUUGUCCUUUCUGGUAAAUGAGACCAUUGCCAAGAUGGGGAACUUCAACGCAUGUGUGGCCGUGGCAGCAGUCAUGCACUACACUAUGCUGGCCACUUUCAGCUGGUUUUUCAUCCAGGCUCUACACUUGUACUUUAAUAUGUGGAGGGUCUCUACUGAAGUCAAACACUACAUUAUAAAGAUGUGCGUCGCAGGAUGGGUCACUCCAGCUGUAGUGGUAAUUGCUCUUCUCGCCACGAGACAAUAUGAUUACAUUGUCAUUAACAGCGAUGAUGGGAAUUCAGCAAAAAUGUGCUGGAUUCCUGAUGCUGUUAUCCACCAGGGCGUCAACAUUGGUUAUUACGGUUUAGUGUUCAUCUUCACCUUUGGCGUAUUCAUCUUGACUGUGCGCCAGAUUAUGCUCCUUAAACCCAAGGCAGGGAAAGCUCAAGACUACAACUCCAUCAAGACCAACUCUUUCUCCAUUUUUGGCCUGUUCCUCCUGCUUGGCAUCACCUGGGCUUUUGCUUUCUUCAGCUACGGCCCUCUGCGCAUACCCUCCUACUACAUCUUCACCAUCCUCAACUCGUUUCAAGGUUUCUUCCUGUUCAUCUACUACUACAAUUCUAGCAAGUUUGGUCCAGUGGACAGACCCCUCACAGUCACCACCAACAGCACAGCUACAACAAAAACAGUUGUGUCACCUCUGCAGUAGUAAACUGUUUGUGCUAUAUAUGCUUUUCAAGUACACAGAAAGUGCUCUGUAGCUGGGAUUAUUUUAGACACAAGAGGGCAGCAUUUUAUUUCAUAUAAUCAGACAAAGCCUCUGCUGAAUGAUUCACUUGUAAAUUCCUUGAAAAACAUUUCUCAGUCUUCCUGACUACCCAGCUAAUCUGGAUUACCUUCAUAGAGCAAAUAACUAAUGAGUCAAGUACUGAACGGAGGAGAUGGAGUAAUCUCCUGGAAAUCAUUUGUGCCGAUGACUCAGCAGAAGCUCUGCCUCACUCACUGCGAAACAUGCAGUAAAGGUUAUGAUUCACUUAGAAUAUAUCACAGAGCUCUUAAAUCAAACUUUCAGUCAUACACUGGAAUGCAGCAUGCAAAUGUUUUUAUGACUGAUGUGGUUGUCACAUGGAAUGUAGAUGGCAAAAUGCAGAAAAAACAAGGUGAAGGGAAGUCCUGCCUCUCACACUCUUUACAGUGUUGGGGGCCGAGCUAGCCAGCUAAUGCUUUGCGUGACUGCAGAUAAUUACCUUGUGCCUACAGAGAGCAGUAUCCACUGUGCGGGGAGUCUUAACUGGCUAACAAGAAAUGAGCUCAUGGCUACCUAUAGUGAUAAGAGACCUGAGGGCACGCCACUAUGUUGAAACUUUUCUCUGAAAUAUGGCUGUAGUUAACUAGCAUUUAUACCAUUUAAUAAGUUAAGUGUAUCUUGGCAAACUGCAUUACGUUAAUGACCAGGAGUCAUUGGGAAUUGUGUACUGUUUGUGUUGUUAUCCAUUAAUGUAAUUUGUUCCUGUGUACCUGAUAUGAUUAAGAUCUGACGUAUUUAAUAUUCUUUUUAAAGUAAUACACAUGUUCAUAACAGGUUCAACCUUAAAGGGACAGUUCACCCCAAAAUCAAAAAUACAAUUUUUUCCUGUUACCUGUAGUGCUAUUUGUAGUGUCUGGAUAGUUUUGGUGUGAGUUGCUGAGUGUUGGAGAUAUUGUCCGUAGAGAUGUCUGCCUUCUCUUGAAUAUAAUGGAAGUAGAUGGCACUUGGCUUGUGGUGCUCAAAGCACCAAAAAACAUAAGAAAAACUCAACAGCAAUGUCUCUUUCCAGAAACCAUGACCUGGUUACUCAAGACAAUUCACAGACCUUGUUGUGAGCAGUUUCACGCAGGCAUAACAUAUGCAUUUGUCUUUAUUAAAGACAUUUAUCCCAUAAAUCGAUGCAAAAGAAGCACAAAGUGGUGCAUAAAAAUUCACAUAAAUGCAGGAACUUAAGCACUUGAUGCUCAAAAUGUUCUAACAGAGAACCCCCAAACCCCACCGUUUCAUUUGUGCCCCUCUCCCAUGUUAAAUGUUGAAACGAAACUUACACCUUUGCAGGUCGGAACAAUUCCCCUUCUACCGAACUUAACCUGCCGACCGAAACGCUACACAGAAGGAAGUGUGCAUCGACUCAUGGACAAGAGGCUCGUGCUGAUGUACUCCUCAGCUGACCUGUAAUGUUAGCAAUGUAAUGCAAGGUGAGCUAGCAAUAGAUGCACGCUUCCUUCUGCACGGUUUGCAGGUGUAGUUCAGUAGAAAGAAAAUGGUUCCUACAUGAAACUGCCCACAACAAGGCCUGUGGAUUAUGUUUCGUAACUGGCCCAGGUUUUUUUGGAAAAAGACAUUGCUGUUGAGUUUUUUACAUUUAAUUUCUGGCACUCUGAGCACCACGAGCCGAGUGCCAUCUACUUCCAUAAUAUUUGAGAGAAGACAGACAUCUCUACAGCUGAUACCUCCAACAUUUGGCAAAUCACACUAAAGAAUUUAGAUUGAUAAACAGCAUGACAGGUAAGAGGAAAAAUAUGCAUUUUUGAUUUUGAGGUGAACUGUCCCUUUAAAACAUUAUCCAUGCCAUGUAAUUUUGGGAAAUAGAUAUACAGAUAUCUGCUGUCUUUGAUAUUUACACAUCUUAUGUAUUCGUAUUCUUAUUAAAGAGGACACAGUCUUGUAUUUUAUUUGAUUGUAUAUGAUCAUAAUGGCUUGUGAAGGUUUGUUUAAAUGGAGAGUGGUAAGGAUUGAUCCUCGAUUCAGCAUCUCUGGACAACAUAUGCAGACGUCCAGACGAAUGUGUAACUGCUUUUGUGAAUGAAACUGUACAGUGCAAUAAAGUUUAAGGUAUCGUA
Messenger RNA from Epinephelus fuscoguttatus (brown-marbled grouper), 4379 nucleotides. RefSeq names its product adhesion G-protein coupled receptor G6-like. The record is from RefSeq and is a predicted model, not a curated record. Bases 100 to 2217 code for a protein of 705 amino acids. Gene Ontology annotation, molecular function: G protein-coupled receptor activity. Lineage: Eukaryota; Metazoa; Chordata; Actinopteri; Perciformes; Serranidae. The transcript has 18 exons. Gene Ontology annotation, biological process: cell surface receptor signaling pathway; adenylate cyclase-activating G protein-coupled receptor signaling pathway. Gene Ontology annotation, cellular component: membrane.